Molecule: messenger RNA, 398 nt
Organism: Pipistrellus kuhlii (Kuhl's pipistrelle)
Lineage: Eukaryota; Metazoa; Chordata; Mammalia; Chiroptera; Vespertilionidae
Gene: HRURF
Product: HR upstream open reading frame
Exons: 2
Coding region: 1-105 (34 amino acids)
Source: RefSeq, a predicted model, not a curated record
AUGGCGCAGCCCACUGCCUCGGCCCAAAAGCUGGUGCGGCCGAUCCGCGCCGUGUGCCGCAUCCUGCAGAUCCCGGAGUCCGACCCCUCCAACCUGCGGCCCUAGAGCGCCCCGGCCGCCCCGGGGGAGAGAGAGAGAGGAGAGAGCGCCGGCGCGCUGAGCCCGGAGCGCGCGGGGAACCAGGCCUCGCCCAUGGGGAGCGAGCGCCCGGCGCCGGCCCCGAGGACCGCCGCCCGAGCCGCCCCCGGCCCGUGAAGCGCAGGGGUUCUGCCAUAAGGAUCCGAGUAUUCUCAGGCUGGCGAAGGAGCCGUUGGCCGCUGUGGAACCUGGGUUGCUGGGCUUAGCCCCUGGCGGGCCUCUCCAGAGGAGCGGGGAGGCAGAGGGCCCUUCACUCCACC